Messenger RNA from Symsagittifera roscoffensis, 5962 nucleotides. RefSeq names its product leucine-rich repeat-containing protein 61-like. Bases 4960 to 5739 code for a protein of 259 amino acids. The transcript has 3 exons. Gene Ontology annotation, cellular component: cytoplasm. NCBI's taxonomy places the organism in Eukaryota, Metazoa, Xenacoelomorpha, Acoela, Convolutidae. Gene Ontology annotation, molecular function: protein tyrosine phosphatase activity; protein binding. The record is from RefSeq and is a predicted model, not a curated record.
UCCCAAUCUCUCUAUUUUUCACCUAUCUGUGUAUACAUUAUUUAAUUGGCGUUUUGUGUAUGAAGUCCCUCUAUUGGCAUGUUUAAAAAAAUUCCGAAAAUUUGCACUGUUAAAAGUGUUUUAAUUGAAGUCAACGUAAUAAAUUUCCAAGGUCAUUUGUUAUUUUAACUCAAGGGUUGUAAAUCUGGCCUCCAGAUAUUACUGCUCAAAUUUUUAGGUUUUCGAAAUAUGGCCUUUUUAAAAUUUAUUUUGAAAAACAUAGAUUUGAAAAAAAAACUAACACAUAACUUUUCUGGUGCUCUCAGGGUGUAAGUUGCAGUUGUGCUCUCUACCUAACACAGGUCAAAUACAUCUGGUUUUGAGAUAUGCGUUUUUUUAUGAAGUUUUCACUUUUUUUCCAGUUAACUUAGAUUUGAAAAAACUAACACAACUUGAAACUCUCAAUCCUAUGGUGAGGUGCUCUCUGGAAACACUCCCGGGUUACCCAUAUGUGUUUCAAAUUUGACUGAUCAAAGCUUCUAACAGACGAGAUUUUGCGAAUUCUUUCUUUUAAUUUAAAAAGAACCAUAGCAUUAAAAACACUCACAACUAUUGUGCUGCUGUCGGGAAACUACCGAAGGAUUACAAAUUUGGCUUCUUUUUGAAUGUUUGAGGUUUAGUUAUUGAGAUAUGAUAAUUUAAUUUAUGUUUUGAAUAAUUGCAGCUAUCUGAUUGAUCUUCUGAUUUUGUUUAAUUUCAACAAUCUAUAUGAAACAUCGUAGGUGCGAGUCAUGCGCUAGUUAAGUAAAAUUCUUGUUUCACAUAAAUCUAGCUUUUUCAUUAUUUAUGGCUCAAGGUGUUGAGUUUUGUGUAGUCAAUAUCUAUAUAUCUAAAUUGUCUUUUAGUCAGAAAAUUGGCGAAUAGUCUGAAAACGAAAAAAAUAUAAAAAGACCCAUUUUUGACAGACGGGCAAAAUUUUUGCUCUUUUUUGGAACCAAAAUCACGGCUGAAAGAGCUUUGAUAUAGUCCUAAAAUUUUAGCCGGCAGAGUUUUAGCGACAGGAAAAAAUGCCGAGCAUCUGCUCAAAGCUCGGCCUGAUUAGAAAUCGGCUUAGAAAUAAAAACGAUCGCGGUUAUAUUAACAAAACGUAUUAGUGCGAUCAGUGUUUUGCUUUUCUGCAUCAAUACAUUGAGUAACACAAAAUUGCAGAAUUGGCAAAUUUGGGCGGAGUAAGUAAAAAGACCCGCCAAAACUUUGAGUGCGUAAUAGUUCGUCAAGCAUAAAUAGUUCGCGUUACAUCUUCUUCUUUUGAAUGAUUCCGUUUUGAAUGAUUCUUUUAAAUUCGGUGUUUUAUGCGGUAAUAUGCACAAAUGCAGUAUGCGGUAAUAUGCGGCAUGCAGUAAUAUGCACAAAAUUAUUUUUAAUGAUACUGAUUGAAUGAUUGCUCAAAAGGUGCUAGGGAUUUUAGCAGACCUGUUUUCAGCAGACCAAUCUUUUAGCAGACUCAGAACAAUUAUAAAGUCAGGAAGCUAACUUCAAAUGCGGCAUUGGCGAUUAGUGACCGCUUGCUCCACUGCGCUUUAAUUCAACACGAGUGUUAUUGUGCGCGUAAAUCUUUGUUUUGCCGCUAAUUUAGACUGUUGUAAUUUUGAAGUUAAUAGUUUUGUUGACAAAUCGAGAGAUAAUUGUCUUAAUUCGGGAAGCUUGACCCCAGACUGAGCGUCAUUUCGAGUCUGUCAAUCAAUCAUGUAUCACUUUAUUACGCUGGUCUGCUGAAAGACUCAAUUUUUACUUUAAAUGCUAAAAUUUCGUCUGCUAAACGAUCGGUUCCCUAUUCAAAAUAAGUUUUCGAGGCUGACAUGCUAUUCAGUUCCGUUACGCUGCCUUACGUGAAAGUAACAUGAGCUGAUUGAGGGCGAUUUACAUUGUGUAGACAAAUUGAAGUCAACUUUCAAUCUAGCUGUCUCAUGGAAAAAAUGAAUUUAAAACUACAAUUAUGGGAGUAAUUGUACUGUUCGUGUCUGAAAUAUUUGUAUUGACGUAAAUUAGACGUAAGGGUUUUGUUCGUGUCUGAAAUUGGUUUGAUUACAAUUAACUUUCGUUCGAUCUUCCUAAAAUGCAAGUCAAUUUUUGAAAUGUCAAGUUUAUAAUAUUUGUAUUAAUGUUUUAUAAAUCAUUUGUAAUAAUUUUUUUUCAUGGGGUUAUAUUAUCUUCUUGUAUUUGUGAAGUUUUGUUUUAAGCAAUUGAUUUUGUUAGCCCUUUGCUUUCCGUCUAAUAUGCUUCUUUUGCAAAAAAAAAGUGAAACGUCUAAUUUCCGUUUUAUUGGAGCCGUCUAAUUUGCUUAUCGUUUAAUUUCCUAGCCCCUUCGUGAUUGGGGUUUAGGAAACUAUACGACAAGCAAAUUAGACAAUCAGAAAACUUAGAAUUUUAGAUGAUAACUUGCCCAACCACAAAUCAGGUUAUUAAUGUCGCAGCUGUAUAAUUUUUAAAAAGGUAAUUUAUUUUUUCAAUUAAAUGUUUAAUAAUUAUUUUAUAAUAAAAAUUUUGAUCGGUUCUGUGAUCAUAUACUCUUUUUAUUUUUGAGUAUUUUCCUUCUGAAAAAAAUGCUGUUAGCCCAGUUAUUAUCGUCUAAAUUUACAAAAAGUUAUUAGCUAAAUUCCGUUUUUUACUGUUGUGUAAUUUGCUUGUCUAAUUUCUUAGGACCCCUCAUGAAUUAUUAACCCCACUCCACCUAUAUGCGCAAGAUUGGUACCGUUCUUAUUUCAAGAUGUUUCUCUUUGAUGUUGCUAGUAGGUUUUCUGCUUUUUUUGGGUUGAUUGUAAGCCUAAGCGAGCUGAUUAGAUCAAUAAGUUUUCGUGAGGCGACAAUUCGUAAGAGGUUACAAUUCGUAACAGGCGACAAUUCGUAACAGUAGAUUGAGCGGGGAACACUGAUUCAAGCGCAGUAUUCCUCUCGUGCCGAUUGUAAGCGCAGCGAAGCGGAGCAAGCAUAUUCUACUUGCCAAUUCCUUGUUACGAAUUGCCGCUUGUGACGAAUUGUCGCCUGUUACGAAUUGUCGCUUGUUACCAAUCGUCGCCCUGCCAUAAGUUUUACAAGACGUGAAUCUAUAUUUUACGAACCCCUAUGUUUGCACAUUAUCUUCGGAUAUUUAGGAUUCUAUUUUACUGCUCUCAUCGUUCUUUAAAAUGAGAUACUAUAAUUUUGACAACUUUCGAUAAUGAUGAAUAGUUAGUUAUGUAUUACCUUUUAAAAUAAUUAAGAAACCAGUUUUUCAAAUCUAUUGACAGAUCGAUACGGAACAAUAUUGCUGGUUUGUUUUUAGUGUGCUAACAAAAUAUCAUUAGCAGUUUUUAGUAGUUUUUAGGCUCUUUUUUGACGAGAGCUCCGAAACUCCAAGAUGAUAUGAUAUUUUACAAACGGGGCUGUGAAGAUACUCAAUCUUAAAAAUUUUAUAUAAAAAAAAAGUGUUUGAGAUUGUUUGCAAUGGGUGAUCACAAAGCUGCUUACGAUAAAGUGAUUGAUCAGCUCAAUACAUGUGUGAUGAAAAUUGACCACUUCCAAGGCAUUGAUAUGCUGCCGAGGAAAUUCGAAGGGGCGCCUAACUGGCGACAAAUGGGCUCUCUGUUCGUGUUCGGGUCGGCACAGCCAACUUAUGAAGGCAUUCAGAAUGUUCUAGAACUUUACCAAAGCAUCGGGGUGAAGAAAGUGCUCUGGAUUAAUAUGAGGACAGAGCCUGUCGUGUAUGUACAGAAGAAGAGCUUUGCCCCGAGAUUGAAAGAAAAUCCGAAGGAAAAUCUGGAAAUCGAAGAUCUUUCGGUGGAUCAUAUCUUCGAGUUGGAGAACUACUUGAUUGAAAAAGUUCUCCUUCCAUCUAUCAAAUCAAACAGCAACUCAAUGCAUUACUUCCGUGACACUUACUCCUUGAUCCCGGCUGACCGAAUUGACACUGAGCAUACCAUGGCUGAUAUCAAAGAUGAUGACGUAGUGACCGUUUCAAGUAUGUACAAGCACGUAAAUAGAGAUGCGGUUGUGCCUAUUGAGUUUGUCCGUGUACCUAUAAACGAUGUACCCAAUGAAAGGGUUCCAGAAUUGGGCGACUUCGACUACUUGGUUGAAACUGUGUGCUCUAAAGUGGACAAAACAACAGCUGUUCACUGUAACUGUCAAAUGGGAAGAGGCAGAACGACAACGGGGAUGUUCAUUUGUGCUCUGAUUAUGUCAAAGAGUCAGCAUAAAACAAUUGAUGUUCAAUUAGUGGCUAAAAAAGAGAAAACGUGUGAAAAUGGGUAUUAUAGUUUUGUGAGAGAGCUUAUCAAACUGUGGCCUGAGGCUGAAAAUGUGAAGCUGGAAAUUGACGCAAUGAUGGAUUUAUGUGAUCAUCUGAUAAACAUGCGACAGUUCAUCUGGAAAUGCAAGACUGAGUAUGAAAACGAAUCGGGAAAAGGAAACCAAUCUAGAGCUGAUUUUUGGAGGAAUUUAGCAAUCAACUAUGUGGAGAGAUACGUUUACUUCAUUCUUUUUGGAAUGUAUUUGACGGAAAAUUUUUCUGCCGGUUCUGCUGGCGAAAAAUGCUCGACUUUCAAGACAUGGUGCGGAAGAAAAGAUGAUCUAUUUGUGAAGGUGAUAGGAAGAAAGCCAGGACAACGUGAAGACAUUGACAAAAUUAAUUCACUUCUAGGAAAUUUCAAGUGGGAUUAGGAUGGAAUAAAGCUUUCCAUUCUAAAUCAAUCAACCUAGCUCGAUUUGGAACGACUUGGAACUGGUGCUUAAAUCUUUCUCUUGCCUCAAUUGACAUAAACUGUUUUAUAAGUUUAACUAUUGAAAAGUUUGUAAAUAUUAUAAUGCACGUAGUUACUUAACAUAAUUGUUUGUAGUUUAAAUUGAAAUUUUUGCAUUUCUGUCUGACGGUCCGAAUAGCCUGAAUUUUAGAAUGAUGAGUUUUUUUUCCUGUGGUAAAUUUAUUUUAAAAAGGAUUUUUAGAUGAUGCCCAAAAAGCUAGAAGUUCACAAUGGCAAAAUAACAGUUGACGAAAUCAAACAGCUUUCUCGUGAGUUUGAUCUUGAGAGCGUCCACUCGCUCAAUUUAUCCGGAAGAGGCUUAAAUGACCUCAGUGACCUUGAAUACUGUCCUUAUCUGGAACGCUUAGACCUCUCGGAUAACAAACUAUGUCGUCUUCAGUGGAUCCAAGACCUGACAAUGCUGGUUCGUCUUGAUGUUUCCAAGAAUCAACUGUCAAAUCUGGAGUCCCUUCGAAAUAUGGAGAAUCUUAAGUUUCUUAACGUCAGUGCCAAUGCAAUUUCAGCCUUCGAUGCGAUUCUCAGUUUGAAACACUUGACUGUGUUAAGUCAGAUAUAUUUCCGAGACGGGGAUUCAAAAUCAAACCCAAUAUGUGAGAAGUCAGGGUACCCGGAGUACAUAGUGGAAAUGUUGCCUCAAGUGAAGUUGUUGGAUGGGGAGAAAGUGAGAGGAGAGGGCGCGAAGUUCUUCUACUCGAUAAACAAUCUGUUGAAAAGUGAAUCUGAAAAGGGUUUAAAGGAAAAGACAACUGCUUCUUCUAUAGAAGUUCCCCUAGUGGGCGAGGGAUCAGGAGGGAGUGAGGUGAACAGACACGUGAAGGAAAUUACAGCCAGGACUGAAGCAGAUGACAUGGUAGAGGAUGCACUAGUCAAAUUCAGUCGGUUAGUUGAGCAGUGCAAUGAGUUGAGCGAGGCUGCCAGGGAUAAAGUCACGUGGGCCACUAGAAAGAUAAAGAAUAGCUGAUAAUAUUCUAGCAUGGGUUCCAGAAUAGCAGCUGCUUGUACUUAAGAGUCGGAUCUUCGAAGUUUCAGGGGACAAGUUCAGCGCUCAUCGAAGAAGGCAAGAAACUUGCGAGUUAUUUCGUGUAGAAUAAAUGUUAUUUAAACUUGAAAUUCUUGUAAAAAGGUGUAUAAAAUUUGUAGAUUCAAUUUGUUUUACAUUGUGCAUAUAAUAUUCUAGACUCUAA